Rodentolepis nana is the source of this 2376-nucleotide messenger RNA. NCBI's taxonomy places the organism in Eukaryota, Metazoa, Platyhelminthes, Cestoda, Cyclophyllidea, Hymenolepididae. The record is from the annotation of a GenBank genome assembly.
AUGCAAGAGGUAGUGUUAUCAGUACGCUCAAGAAGUUCGCCCCCCUCAUCAACACCUCAGUCGGCUCAACACAGCAACCCCCUCCAGACGCCCUCUCGUCUCACUCUUGCUCUCUGUGCGCCUCAGGAAGAGGAAUCUUGCAGAAAUCAAGGUGACGGUUGCAAAGACUGCGAAAGAAUGGGAAAUGUGGAUGAACUUUUCAGUGUGAGUGAUUUUUCUUCUCAGCACUUUUCGUCAGUGUUAGUUCCUUUGUUAAUUAACCCUGAUUAUCGCCUUUUCCAGUGGUCAAACAAAUUCAUCGAUGAUUUGCUCCAAGGCAAUGAAAAUCGAGAAAAAAGCCUUAAGAUUUUGGGACGAUUUCAAGACAUGACUGAGUGCCAGAAAAUGAAGAUCCAGCAAGCAAAAUCGUAUCUUCAAAUGUUAGGAGAGUUGGAUGAAUUGAAAAUGACGAUUUCAGCGAACUCACCUCAGCCAAUGAACGUCCAACAAUCGGUCAAUGAGAUCAAUAAAUGGGAUUGUGUCGAUAAAGCGACUAGAUUCUAUAACGCUCUUUCUGCCGAUCAAGAGAAAUUCUGCACUUGGAUAUCGUGGAUCGAUGACAAAUUUACUUCGAUGAAAACAUCCACCAUUGAGGAUCAAUCUCUCAUCGCUGAAGUGCUCUGCGACUUUGAAAGUGAUCAGGGCAUUUUAUGCAAACAGGAAAUCGUCAAGGUUAUUGAAAUCGAAAAUGAUAGUGCUCUGGUAAGCGGCCGUACAUAUACCACUGAGAGACAAGUUGGUCAACGAUUUGGUCUCUACAACACUCUUAAAUCGUCCAUCGAUCGCCAGAAUCGAACUGGAUCCCUUACUUCAAAUCAAACCUGUGACUCCUGUCGUGCUAAAGCCCUCAAAAGACGCAGCCUUGGGCCUGACUUCGAUGGUCCAAAAGUCACUCAGCAGGUCCGCAUUUGGAUUCCCCUAAUAUACCUACAACCUCUGAAUAUUCGUGCUAAACUAGUUGAAAAGGCUGAUGAAAUAAGAAACUAUAUUCUCUCUAUCUGGGAAGCUUAUAUGAAGGGGACAGCACAAGCUAUUAUGAAUCUUCUUUUCAUGGGUUUCAAACAUUGGACUCAUGAAAAGCUGGAUACUGACUAUGCCACAAUCAACUGUGAUAUGAAGCGAAGCUUAAAGAACUUCUUUAGGUCUCUUGAAGGAAGUUUGAGCAAUGAUUGGGAAUGUGAGAUCCACUAUGAAUUGAUUCUGGAACAGCUUCGACUUCUACAAUCUGGUGAUCCCUCUGAUGGUGAUGGACAACAUUUCGGAAUGGUGGAGGCCUCAAGUUCGGAAAAAACUGAGAAAUUAGGACGACUAAUGCUUGAACGACGAAUAAUCUUCAGUUUGCUUGAGAAACACCAGGAACUUUUGCAAAUAUUUGAAGAAGCCAGCCAGGGUCCUAUUAAGUCUUUCCAAAGUUUGGCGAAUCAGCCAGAACCAAACUGUAUUCAACCGAUAAACACUCUCGAACGCUUUUCUGGCUUCAAGGGCGAAAAUGAGGAGGAGGGAGCAAAUUGCAGCUACACACCGGUUCGGAGAAGCAAAAAUGGAUCUGUGGCUUCAUUUGCUAGUUUAAAUGAAGCUGCACCAGAGCUCCAUGUGAAAGGAACUCUGAGUGAGACGAGUUUGCUCUCGCCCCCACCUCCAUUUGACAAACAACCCACGGAGGCAUUGACACUACGCAGCAAGACAGGCAGUCUUUCUCAAAAGCUUGAGCUUGCAACAGCACAAGCAAAAACAGAACACCUAGAAAAACGUCUUUAUGGCAGUGAACCUUGCAUUUUGGAAGCGACAGCAGCUAGUCAACAAAUACAAGCUCAAACACCAAUCAGUUUAAGAUAUCGAUCGAAUGACCUACCGCCUAAAAGCAUUGAAAAGUGCUCAAGAAUGCGUACUUGCUCUUAUGAGAAGGGAGGUCAUCGAUCACUCCCUAAAUCAACCUAUCCUUUGCCAAUGGUCAAGAAAUCUCCACCAGUUAAACUGUCUGUGGUACAUCCAGUCGGUGGCAUGGCUGCAGGCGAAGAAGUUGGAUACGUUGUGAUUAUGCGCCCGAGUUUCCGCGAGCGUAUUACCACCGUUCUUGACACUAAGCGUCGCAAGCGAGUCUCCAUUCACGCAGCAAUUGAACGUGGAAUCGCUGGAUUUGAAGUACCUCCAGAUGAACCCACCAACGAAUUGGAAACCGAAGAACAAUUGAGCGAGGAGGAGCAGAAGCGUCGCUUCUUUGUCAUCAAUACAGCUACUGGGGAGAAACUCAACUUUGAGCAGGCCCUCAAAAUUGGCUUAAUUCAUUAUGACUCCUCAGCCACCGAAAGCAUUGUCUUUGAUGAAUAUGCAAAGUGA